GCUGGUCCCACCGGGCGGUCACAGCCCCGGGAUCAGCCGCAGUGGGAGCGCGAAGUGCUGCGGAGUGAGGACUAGAGGCGGCCGGGUACGGGUGCUGUCACCGCGGUUCCAUGGUGUAAUGGUUAGCACUCUGGACUCUGAAUCCAGCGAUCCGAGUUCAAAUCUCGGUGGAACCUGAUCUUUUUUCGUUACCAUUUUUUUUUUUUUUCUAUACGUUCUAACUAUGGCCCAAAGUACCCCCGUCUCCCUUCCCUCCUGAGGUUCCCUCUCACACACAGUGUAACUUGUAUUCUCUUGGCUGCAUUUUGGGCACUCUUCUCACAAUGGUGCAAAACAAGGGAUUGCUUCCACAGGAAGGUCUCAGCGCUAUGUGACCCCACUCAGUUUGGGGUGGGUUACAGAGAAGCCACCCGGGUCCCACAGAUCUGCCCACAGCCCAGGACAUGAGCAGUAUUCAAAUCUAUUGAUUCUGUGAGAUUCUGUAAUGGUGGUCAACAUGGUGGCACUGCUCUUGCAGGAGACAGCAGCGAGAUAUUUGAGUUCAUGAGCACCAAAUAGCUUCUAGGACCAUCAAAUGCAAAGCUGAAACAGCUGAAGGGAAGGGAAAAGGCUGGAGCAUUUGUCUGCAGUAGAGUCAAAGGACAGUAUGGAAAAACCAAAGCUACCCUCAGAAUGAGGGGUAUGGAAGCAGAAGCAGCUAAAAACAUGCAUCUGUACAUAUUUGCAUUUAGUUGAGGUCAUCUGGAGGGAAAUGAGACCUGCCAAAGGGGAACUUAAAGCUGUGAAGCGGGCGAGCACAGCCCCAGGAGGGUUUGUGCCCUCAGGGUUUGUACCAGGACAACAACAGGGCUCCGCAGGCCUCACCCGCCACGGCCCUGCUGCCACCCUCAGGCACCAGGCCCUCUCCUUUCCCCUGUGCCGGGGCUGAAGACCUAGCUUGAAAAGCAUAAAAAUAGCCCUGGUGCCCAGAUGCUCAAACCGAGGCCCUUAAGCCUCGCUCUGUUCUCAGUCUGUUGGCCACCUCAGCACUCAGCAGCCGUGCGAUGAUUUCUGCGUGAGGAGAGAAACCCCCAGGCACCCACAGCAUCAGUGACUGUCUGCUGGGAGGAAAAUGAGCCAUAACCUGAUCCUUUCCGCUUACAAAUGCUUCCUGCUGCCUCAGAGCUUCCAAGAGAAGAAAACAAAAUGCUAAUAACAAAGGGACGUGGGAUGGAACCGAAUCCCCCAGCACACUGGACAAGGUAGGCUGGAGCACUGGGGUCUUGGCUCAGCCUGCAGCUCUGGACUGACUCUUUUUGUCUGCAGAUGAAACUCAAAACACCCAAGAUGUGGAGUCUGUAAGUGCUGCUCUCUCUUCUGCCCCUUUCAGAAGCUGAUCUACUGUGCAGAGUAGUGCGUUAAGAUUAAUAAUGAAUACUCUACACGUGGGGGCUUGGUUGUAUUUAUAGCUGCGUUGUUAAGGCUUCCAUCUCGCAUCCUAUUUGCAGUCCUCCUUUGAACCUUGUCAUUAAAAAAAUGUUAAUUUUGACACGAUGUUCCUCAGGCCUAGUUUCACACCCCAGAAAUGCUACUGGUUUCAAAAAAUUAAAAAUAACACAGGUUAAGUAUUUUUAGUUAUCCCUCUGUAAGCACUGUUCUCAUUUCUGUGUUUUGGGUUUUGUUUGUCAGCUAGCAGCUUGGGAACCUUUACUUAUGUUUUUCAUACGUGUGUUACUUCCUCUUGCACCAAAUUGCAGAUGCUCCUCUGCUGGAUCCAGCUCACCCUGUGUAAGACAAUGGGGCACAAGGCGAGGACAGCACCGCUUCUGGCUGUGCCAGAAAUCACCAUCCUUACACCGCUGCACUGUUAUCACUUGUUGGACUUCAAGGAGACAUCAAAAAGCAAAAGGCAUUUUUUCCCAUCAUGUAAUACAAAAAUUCCCACAGAUUGCCAUGUAUAUGAGCAGCAGUAGGGGUUGUUUCCAGCUAAGCCAGUUUAAAUGCAUUUGAUUGUUUUGAUUAAAUGCAUUCUUCAUGGUGCUGAGUGGCAAAACUGAAACAGCAGAAAGAGCUAUGGGUCUAAACAGGAGCCAGCUGACAGCAGUGUAUGAGAAUUUAAGUCUUAUAUUCUUUUCAGUCCUGGGUUAAUUUUGUUCCUGUUUAGGCAAGCAGAGGAUGAGAUUCUACAAACCCUCAGGAAAUGUCACUGUCAGUGAAAACAGUCUUGGCUGCUCUACUUCUUCCUUGUGCCCCCCUUCCCAGAACAUGCUACUGCAGUUAUGGGAUGGCCUGGGAUACCUCCUGCACCACUGAAACAUGGCCAAAAGGCAGAGGUCAGGCCUGAAAUAACAGUGGACUAUGUGCUCUGGGACUGACAGCUUUUAAUGUGAGAAAAGUCAUUCAGCACUGACAUUUCUGCUGCAUUAAUUGCCAUUAGUGUCAUCCUUGCGGGAACACUAAAUUCAUUGCAAACCUUGAAUUAAUGCUCUCUCAUAAAUCUUCAGUUUGUGCUUGGAUGCAACCAUUUGCAGAGGCAGCACGUUCCAAGCAACUGGAGCAGAGACAAGGAGUGAUACUCAGCUGGCCCUUGGAUGUUCAAUUUAGCAAAGAAAAGAAGCAGAGGUCAUAGUCAUAACUGUGUAUUUAUUAUUCUGUUCUGGAAAUUCAUGGAGCAGAUGCCAAAAAGGCCCCCGCUCUUGCUUUGGUAGUACCAAUGUAUGUUGGGCUCUCAGCUCACAGUGGCACUGUGCGUCUGAUUCUUUCCUCACACCCUCCCUUCAUCCUCCUUUUUCUUGCCUGUCACCAGCUCCUCAGACCCCAAGGGAAAUCCUGGGUGAAAAAAAUCAAGACAAAUUUAACUGCUAUAUUCAAUGCUUGUAGUGUUCCCACAAAGUCAAAGUGUUUCUGCAGUUGGAUUUGACAUGAAAGGAGAAGGAAAAAGGAUGGACAUAACGCGAUCGUAGCUCUUCUGCUUCAUUCUUUCCAUGUGCAGUUUGCAAAGUCCAUCACUUUAUACGGUGCAGUGAAGGAUCUGGAGGUGGAAGUAGCAUUAACUCAAGCUUGUCUUUGAAGGCUGUUGGCCAAAAUUCCCAUUUUCCAUAUGGAAGGAGCCACCAGUUUCCCUGGGCAGAAUGCAGGAAGGACAAAAGCAAAGCCCCACAACCUCCUCUGUUCUAUCAGAGGAGAAAUAUUUCCUGAGGGGAAAAUCCAAUCAAUACUUUGCCAUUUCCUAACAAGCCACAAAUCAUUGCAAUUAUGCAAAGAUAAUUCAAGCUUUCCAAUCCAGCUGCUAAAUUAGAGGAAAGCAAAAUCUUAGCACUCACUAUCCUUAGCUUGACAUGUCAGUCAGAAGAAAAAGCUUCAAGUAUAAAACAGAUCAACAGAAAUAAUAACAAUAAAGCCCCUCUUUUUAAAACCCUCAACCAAAUUAAGCAGUUUAUGCUGUGCAAGGAGUUCAGUUUCUCAGGUAAUUCCGUGACAGAUGAAGUAGCAAUAAAAAUGCAUGGAGUCGAUUUUUCUGAUGAUUAUUCACUUGAAUUCCAGCAUACACUCUAUUCUUUCUUGUAGUUCUACAGCUCAAAUAAGAAGUAAUGGGCCCAAUCAAAAAUACUUCCUCUAUAUCAGCCUUUUUUUUUUUUUUUCCCUAACCCUGGAGAUGGCAUAACAAAGGAUCUUGAGCUAAACAUGAACAUAUCCAGAGUGAAACCUCGUCCUGUUUCCAGAGAUCUGCAUGGCACUGAAAAAAGAGUGGGAAUGGAGCACUUGUAGAAAAAUUAACUAUCUUCUGGCAGCAUUUUUGCUAGGCCAAUAUUACAGUAAGCAGAAGGGAAGGAAUAUCUCCUGCAGCCUUUGGGAAGAGAAAUUGAAUGCAACAGACUCGAUGACUUGGUGUUUCUUAUGAUGACUUUGAAAAUGAAGUCAUCAGUUUCCUGCAUCCAUUUUGGACUCAGCACACAUCUCCUAGUCUGUCUGUUGUCUCCAGAGACAAAUUAGCAAGAUAGUACUGGCAGCCCCAGGAUAACUGCUAGCCAAGAUAUAAUUUCUGAGACAUUCUCAAAAUCUUACUCUUACUAGACCUGCACAGGAUUUUAUUUCUUAUCAAAGGCCAAAAUCUACUUGCUGAUGAUAUAUUUAACAGGAGCAUCACUACAGAUAAACACAGUGUCAUCAUCACAUUCCUCAUCAUUUUCUAAUUUUGAUUCAGUCAGCCCCAGAGAAGAAAGGAGGCAGCUUGACUUCUGUGGCUGGUCCAUUCACUGCUGAAACAACCAGCAGAGCAGGCUGGCUGUGCUCAGCAUGGCAAUGUUCAUUGUGAAGCUCUGCAAUUACCCGAGGAGCCAGGCUGUGGCUCUAAAACUUUGCUCAUUGAGAUCAUUAGAGAGUUGUCAGAUGGAACAACUGGGAUGGCUUUGAUCUGGCAAAACACCCUUCCUCCUGCUCCCCUAUCUUGGGAACCAUCCAGUUCCCCGUAAUUAUUUUUUUUUUCAAGCCAUUCACAUAACACUCAUUGUUUUUUCAUAGGGUGCAAUAAGUUCUGCGAGCAAACUGAAGACCAUAAAGCUAGAUAGAUUAAUUUAUUAAAUAAAAGUCUGAAUAUUUCAAUGACUCCUCCAUAAACAUGUUCAUAACUGAUUUUGCCAAGAAGAUGACAAAGCGUUGCACAGAAUCCCAGAGAUAUUCCCUACAAAUCCACUAGGUGUCCUACCGUUUACAAGUAAUUAGGCUCAAUUUCUAUUUAUUUAUUUAUCUGGCUAUCUGUCUGUUUAUUUAUUUAUUUUUGUCCUGAUUUUGCCAGUGAGAAAUUAGUUUGAGUCUUUAGUGGAAUUAGGUCUGGGUUUCCAGGUUGAAAUAACGCACACGUAUGGGUCGUGUGACAGCAGGGCACCUGGCACACAGCAGUAGCUCUUUUGGCAAAUGCUGCCGAUGUUUCCCACAGAGACCAGCUCAAGGUUAUAGGCUGCAAAGAAAUAGGAAAAGAAUCUACCUUCCUCUCCUGGGAAUGCUAACCAAGAUCUAUCCGAGCCUCUCCUAGAUCAACCUUGGGCUGCUAUUUAUAGGAUUGCUAAAGUGAGCCCAACGCUGACCUUAAAGGUGAUGGCAAAAUGUGUCCUUAAUCAGAGCCGCUCUGCACAGGCUGCAAUUUUGACAUUCCUGGUCACCGUUCCAGUCCCUGAUGGGUCCUGCUGCCUGCCAGCACUCGCUCCUGGCUGCAAGGCCAGCACAGCACCCGCUCACGAGGUGUCCUGGCGCUUCCAACACAGAGGGCAUGGCAAAUAUAUACCAAGAAAAGCAAGCUGUAAGGCAGCCAAAGGAUAGUUUUCUCAUCUCAAAAAUACUUGGGGUGGAGCGCAUUGUAAAGCUUGUUUCUCUGUUGUGCAACCUGCAGCACACGCAGCGCACCAAGUUGUGCUGUUUGGGACUUCCCUCAGCCACCCUGAGAUCCGGUGCUCACACCAAGCCUCAGCACAGCAAUCUUGACUUCUCUGAAGCAGUCAUCUCUCUAGCUAUAUGGAAAGCAUCGUUCAUUGCACCUCUUUCAGUCCUCAGAAAUGGGUAUUUGCAAUGUAUCAGAGGGAUGACUACAAGCUGAUUUUCUCAGACUUGUCACUGAAGCACAGAUCGCACACUGGCUGUGUAAACCCCAUAGGCUUAUUGCCUGCCAACCACUGCUUGCCAUAUUUGCAAAUUCCCCUCUAAUUCACUCUAGGUUCAGAGUGGUGCCACAUCUUCAAUUUAUUUCUAAUCUACAUGAGGUAUGCGGAGAGAAAAUUGGGUUUGUUUUCUAUUCAAAAAAUGCCAGAGACAAAGACGUUCUCAAACAAUGAGUUUAAUCUGCUUUACAGAAGUACUGCCCACAGCGACUGGCUUUGCAAAUAGGCACCAGACAAGUGUCAGCAGCAGCUUAAUCACAGGCUGCAAGGGGAAAUCAGAGGGGAGGAACAGCCUCAUGUCCUUGGCCCAUCAGGAUUCCUUGCCAUCAGGCAUUGCGCAUCACGGGAAGUGCUGAGCAUCUGUCCUGUGCCAUGUGCUGCAUUACCGCCUCUAUUUCUUGCUAUUUGUUUUGAAGGUCUGACAGUCAUUUUCCUGACAACCUGCAAGAAGAAAAGAUACUCCAAUCUUCUGGCUGCCUGUAUAUAUAGCUACCUGCUGCAAUGCCAUCCAUAGGCAGCCUGCACCAUAUGCUGACUGUGAAAGAGAGUAACCUGGCCCAGCGCGUGUUUGCUGUUAUACAUAACAAAUACCUCAAGCCUUGCCAUGAUUCAGUGCAUUAUGCAUGGGAGCCAUCUGGUCCCGUAGCUUAAGAAGCAAACUGAAAAUUUGAUAAAAGCACAAAUAAUCAUAAUAAGAGAGACUGAAAAGAUGUGUUGAUAUUCCAAGCAGGAGUCUCCCUCCACAGGGGCUGAUCUCAUCACCCAUUGCCUCUUUCCUGCUCUGUUCUUCGGAGAGCUGCUGUCAGACAGGUUGCACUCUCAGCUGUGUGAGUACAUGCACCUUUGGGAUCCUGACAAUGUGUUUCAUGUGCUUCUGCAAACCUUCUGGGACAAGAUUUUUCUCACUAGCCAGCUGUGCAGAAAGCAAACUGUGCAAAAUGUUUGUUUGGAGCGCAGCAAGUUUUAUGGAACUGGUUUAAAAUGCACUAUCAGUUAUGAUUAUUCAUUAAUAUGACUGUUCUCAUCACUGUGCAGAAUUAUGCCUUAUGGAUUUGACAGGAAGUCCUUCACAACUGGCCUAGAUGUUCUCAGCCCUGGGGUGCAACAAGGAACCCAGAGCAGUGGAGGGGUAGUUUGGGACAGCUUGGAUUUUGGCAAGAGUUUGUGCACAACUUGGUCAAGAGACAGGGUUACUAAAACUGCCUUAAUUGGAUUUUGGAGCCAGACCAAUUUCCCCCCCCUUGUGACUCUGCUUUCUGAUGUUUGGAGGGCACAGGGAAGGCAGGCAGACAGAAGAUGCCUAUUUUAGUAAGCCUCCGUGGGGAAUACACACGCUUCAGAGAGGUACGCAUUUGUUUCCUCUGACACUGAAUUAAUGGGAAUUGAUGUAUUGAUUCUGCAAUUCUUCUAAAGAUUACUCCACAGUUUGGCAUGUUUCCAAGCUGGUUAGCUGCAAUGUGCACACAGCUCAAGACAGAUAUUUAAUUAUUUUAAUAGGAAUACAGUUGAAAAAAUUGUGCUCUGUGAAAUAUAGAAAACUAUAGCAUUAUGAUCAUGCAAAUAGUACAGCCAUUCCUUUUUUAUAUGGGUUUAUUCCAUGUCCAGCUACAUUUUUUGUUGCUGUUUUAAUACAACCAACCCCUCCAAAAUCAGUUAUGAAGAUAUUUGCCACUAGUACCAAUUAAUUGUGUAAUUUUCAUUUUGUUUUUCCCUACUAAUUCGAGGGUACACUUUUCAGAAGAAGUGCAAUCUGCUGUUCUGUGUGCAUGGAGUGCACAGGAUUACGGUAGGUCUGUAAUAAAACAAGCUACCACUAUUACUGUUAAGCAAUAAUAACCCAAGACAGUCAUUUACCAGUCUCAAGGAUUUAAAUUGACUCUCUUUGUGGAUUUUUCCAUGUUUAGCUAUUUAAAUAUACUACAUGAUAUGCUCUACUUGCAGACUCUUUGAAUAUCUCUGCCAAGCGAGCUCCUGGUCCUAGGUAUGAGGCAGCAUCUUGAGCUAGGGAUGAAGUAACCGCCUUGCAUCUUGGUGCUUUGAUCAGUGGCACAGCUUUUAUGAUCUCACUAGGAAAGUUACUUGAUGUUUCUUUAUUGUGAGUGUCAGCAUGGUUCCUGAAAAUGUUUGAAGCCAUCCUAGUAUAUCAUUUAUUUUCUGGCAAAGCAGCAUCCAUCUGCAGUUUAAGAAUAGAACAUGUUAAAACUGCAUAUAAAUCUGAAGCACAGAAUGCAGAGUUUCUGGGCAAAAUUCUCCUCCUGGUUACACUUACGGAACUCUGGAGUAGUGUCUUCAUCUUUCUGGUUGUUACUCUGAAACCCAUUCUCAUUUCCUCGUGUAAGACCCAAAGCUUCUGCCAUAUACGGAUGAACGUGAUUUCAUCACAACUGUUGUAAUUUCCUAGGGAAACGUACAAUUUCUGAGGAAGUACCAAAGAUGCAUUUACGGUACAUGGGCCUCAGUGCUCUAAGAAAUGUAACGCUGCCAGUCGUUCUGUUUGUAGUUUACCACACAAACAAAAAUAUGAUGUAGGAGGAACUGCUGAACUAUCUGGAGCACAAGUGGGGAAUCUGCACUGUAUGGCUGAGCCCAUUUUUAGAAAAUAAUGUUCAGCAGCUCUUUCUUUAAACAAAGGAAUAGCUGGCUGUCAGUUGUUUGAUAUUUAUUUUUGUGUAACUCUGUUCCUGGUCUGCUCGUGCUAUAGAAAUGCUGUUCUUCCACAAGAAGACAGAUUGCCUGGGCUGGGAGCCCCCUUCUGAUUCAGGGAAGCAUGUGGUUUCCUUACAGUGCUGCUGAUGAUUAUAAUUACUAUUUAGUAUAUGGUGCAAUUGUUUUUGGCGUUUAAAACAGAGCAAAACAAAACAAAACAAAACAGUUUUGCAAAGGAAAACACAGCAUUAGGAAAAAAAAAAAAAAAGAAUUGCUAAUUAGGAAGUGGUUGACCUUAAGGAGCAAACUCCAUCUGCAGUGUUGCUAUCCAGUGUUCCUUGUGAUCAGAACAUGGAAAGAGAAACGUCCAUUAAGUAUCCCAAGAUCCUGUUGGAAAAUAAUGUCCUUCCCGUUCUGUAGGUAUUGCAAUUUAUAUCUUCUGUUCAGCAGCUGCUGGUGUCAAAGGCCAAAGGAGAAGGACAUGGAAUGCAGAGCUUGAAGUUUUUCAGCAGUAGCUAAAGGCAAAACCAUCUAAAGCUGUAGCAGAUGUUCCCUUAUUUCCUGUCUGCUUAUCAGCCCUGCAAAGGCACUUCUUCUUUGUGCUUGUUAUGCCAAGUGUAACUAUGGAGAUCUAAUACAAGCUGCGCAAGAGCGAUAACGUGAAUGGCUCCUUACGUAUUUGGUUAUGAAUGAUCAAGCAAAAAAUUAUGGUUUCUAAGAACUCCCUCAACGUUUUCUGCACACGCAGUAGUCAUAGCCUUCUCACUGCCUCUUGGAAAGCGGCAGUGCACAAAAUAAUUUAAGAAAGAGUACAUUACUGUGGCUCCAUAGAGAAUAAUUAAAUAUGAUUACUGAAUUGUUGCUCCUCAGACCUUCCUGGGAUCCUUUCUAUUCAGACCUGCCCUUCCAGCUGGGAGGGUUACACCAGCUGAACUGUAGUUGUGUGCCAUUCUUGAUGGUGUUUGUAGUCUUUACUUUAAAACAGAAGUAGAUUAGUAUCAUGGAAUCGAGGAAUCCUUAGAGUUGGAAGGGACCUUCCAACUAGAUCAUCUAGUAUCUGCUGGGAUACAUUUCUGUGGUGUAAUUCUUCACUACCCUCAGCUCACGUGCCGUGUAUAACAGCAGUGAAGACGUUAGUUUGGCCUCAGCACGUUCAUGUUUUGCUUGUUGUUCCCAGUACACAAGAAGGAGGAGCAGCAUAUCCUGUCUGUAUCACUUGGAGGUGAGCACAGUUCUUUGGGUGAGUUCUGGGGUUGGAUGCAGUAAACAUACUCAAAAAGCUAGAUAUUGCUUCUGUGACUGGGAAAGGGAAUUUUCAGGUGAAGCAUCCAAAAGUAAGGAGCAAUGUUUGGAAUUAGACGGUCAGAGAUGACAUAGUGGAAAGUGGAUAGAUGAGAUGGCUUAACAGGGCUUCAUUGUGGUCAAAUUAAUUCAGUUUAAAUAAUUAAUUCUCUUUUAAAUUGACUCUAGUCUGCACGCUUGACAUUUUGGAAGAGCUGCCAUUCCCUGUCCUUCUGGUAAACGCUUUUGCAUCUGUUUUCCAUUGUCUCCUUCUUGAAAUAAUCCUUGUCACUAACAGGAACCAUCAGCAGCAUGGAACAAAUUGACUUGCCAAGGACAUUUCCUCCAACCCCAUUAUUUAUACUGGAAGUAUUCUUUUUUAUAUUACAAAACAGACAAUGAUUUAAAGAAUUUGCCAUAUAUCAUGAUAGUUUAAUGCUGCCACUAUGAGUCAAACUCAAACUUGGUUAAGUGAGUUAUUUACAUUGCAUCAACAUUUGGCCAUACUUUUUGGAGGAGGUGAUUAAGCAGUCACUAAUGAUUCCUCAAUUCCCUCUGCUGGCGCUGUCAUGCAGAGCUCCACGCAGAGCUCCCUGCAGUAUGAAGGGUAUGGAUCAGAUGUGUCACUCUCACUCCUCUGCUGUUAGCAGAUUGAUUUGGAGAUGUAAGCAGAUGAGUUGGAGUAGUGUGGAUUAAGCAAAUAAGUUCUGUUUGUUUGUUUUUUUUUUCUUCUCAAGGUUUGUGGUCACUCUCAUCUCUUUUGUCAGCUCCAGGCUGUUUGUGCUGAAGGUGGCAGAGCUAUUAUGGCAAACGGGUACAAACAGGAGGACUCAAGAGUUCUGCAUGCAUGAGGGCUCUGCUGAGGGUUCCUUUGGGUAUGCUGGACCAAACCCUGGGCAAGCUCAGAAAAGGGUAGAAGCACGAUGUGACCUAUAUCCUCUAUGAGUCACCGCUAAGAUUCACUGUUUUUCUCUGUUUACCUCUGUUUCUGAGCAGCUGCUCACAUUUUUGAGCAAGUACAUCUUACCUAGUUGAAUGGGUAGAUGAGUAUAAUUAGAGCCCAACAGAACAGGGUCAGUAGUUGUACUAAUGUAUGGGAACAUUCCAAAGCAGUUACAGAAGAAAAGAAUUUCAGAUAAUUAAGAGAGGUGUUGGACAGUGGUACAGAUUUUAAAAGUACCAAGGUGAAAUAACAGAUACUAAAAAUAUCUAUACUGAGAUGAAACCCUCAUGAGUCAGUACUUGAACCAACUUCCACUCUGGGAAUUUGUCAUACAGUCAUCCAGAUAGAGUAGAUUACAGCAUAAUUACUUAGUCUGGUGGGUUUGCACUUACCCUUCAAGGCAUCUUCUGCUGAAAAAGAGACAGGUGUGAAUUAAUAGUGCAGUUGCAAUAUUAUUUAAUAUGUUCAGAACUAGCUGUAGCUUUUUAAAAAUUGGGUUUUUUUUUCUAGAUAGAAAAAAAUCUUUCUACCUAGAAAAAAAAUCAAAUAAUGAAAGCUCUCUGUCUUGUAUGACAAAUUCACUGAUAGCGUGGCCUGAGCUGCAUUCUUUCAGUCAAUCAGGACACAUUUUUUAAAUACCCAUGACUCUCUAGCUAAUAUUUCAGCAGUGAUGGCUCUAGCUUGCAAUGAAAUGCUGAAGUGUUACUUUUUCCUUCUGCAUAAGGUGUUUUCUGAGUAGGUGCACCAUUUUGAAAGUAUUGAAAGCACUGAAAGGAUUUAAAGUAUUUUAAUAGAAAGAAGCAUUUUGAAGGGCCGUAGAGUUUCAGAAAAGCAGUGGAGCUGCGCUACAAGAACAUCAGCUUUAAUUUGGGUCAGAUUUUCAGUUGCAGAUGUAUCUGCAGUAUCUGAUGCAUUUUCCUGGAAACUCUGCGUGGCAGUUAGUGAGAAGAGUGACCUGAUGUUUGCUCACUGCACAGAAGAACUGCUCUGUUUGCUGAUUUCAUUGAAUGAAGCACUGCUCUUAUUUCCAAAGUGGAGUACUGUUGAAGCUUGGUCAUGAGCAAAGCUUUUCUCAUGGAACAGUGUCAGACAGAGAAUAUAAAAUCUCUCCUUAGUGCAUCUUGACAGAUGUCAAUCUGACUUGUCAGCUUUCUGAAUUUUAAUGAUCUGGAUUAAUUUCCAGAUAAUAAGUAUUUAUGUAAUUGAGAUGCCUUAUAAAUGAAUAUGGAAAUGAUUCCAUAACAUUAAUUACAGGUCUUAUGACUUAAAUACUUAACAAAUUAAAGGCAAAUGGUGAGGUGGAUUGUUUUGAGUUUAUUAACUUUGUACUUUUGGUGGUUUGAUUUAUUUUAACGUGACUUCCAUAUGUCAGACAUGUUUCCUCAACCAAAGGAAACUAUGAGCUUCAGUGUAUUAAAGGAUAUGAAAGAGUAAUGAAAUUCAAAAUGCAUCAUGCACAGGAAGAAGUAAAUGCAAACUGAGAUUUCAGAACAUUUGUCUAUGAAGCAAAUAAAUUAGUUUUUCUUGCAGAAUCUCAUCUUACAUGUUGUUAGUCCGUUACUCAAAGAUGAAAUAGUUUUAAAUUAAUUAUAAUACUUUGUACUUCUGUAGCUGUUUCUCUCAAGAAUCUCAAUAGUACUCUACAAAUAUUAAUUAAGGCUAAUUGUACCCCUGAGAAGUGGCUAACUGACAGAUAUACUUCACUUAAACCAUCAUGAUAUGACUGAUCCUUAGAACAGAACACCAAAAAUUUAAAUAGCAGGACUACAUGAGGGCCUGAAGUAGGCAGUGGGGCCUCUUUGGGUACAUGGAAUGCAAUUGCUUGGUCUAGACAAGACUUGAAGGUAAACCUAAGUGCAAAAAAAUAAGGAGCUGAAAUGGGAAGUAGUCAAAAGUGGUUUUAAAUCUGGUGUAAGAGGAGGUACCCACAGCACCACAGCAUCACAUGGAAUGACUCUGGGAGAUGAAUUGGACUGAUUCAGGGAAAAGACUGCUAUUUGUAGAAAUUGCCUCCAGCUGGGCCAAGGAGCACGAGUCCAAAGGAAACCUUAAGGCUGAUGCAUGAACAGCAGUGAUAACAGUUAAGUCUUUAUUCUCACUCCUGAGGCACAGGAGCUGCUGAAAAUAGCAACAAAACAGCAAUAUCAUUCUGUAUGUUUACAGCCUGAGACUGUUACUUUUGCUGGCAAAUCUGCACGCAUAAUUUCCUUCCUGCUAUUACUCCACAAAGAGAAGCUUUUGUUAUCGUGCUUUAAUGAUGAGAGCAAUACUCAGUGCUGCACUGGACAACAGGUUGUUGCUGUUAGGACGUGUGUUAGGACUCGGACCAUCCUCGAGCAACAUUUCUGCUGUUCUAUUCUUUAAAAAUAUGCUGCAGAUAUUUGUUUAAGAGCUUCUGUUGUCUACAGGAAGAGCCACUCCAAAAAUACACUCCAGCUGUACAUAUUUAUUUGCCUACUAAUUACAGGAGAAGAGGUGUGGCAUCAUUUGCUUGAUACCCCAACACGCAGCAACACAGCAAAGCUUGAUGUUAACUGCUUUAUGAUGCACAGUCCUAAAUCUUCAGAUGCACACUUUGAAAUUCUCAGGAAGAAAAGCAUCACUGAAAAGUGAAAUGAUGAGUUUGCAUCUUUUUUUUUGUUUGUUUGUUUUUGGUUUUGUUUUUGUUUGUUUGUUUAGAAAAUAUUUAGAAAGAUUUGGGUCUCCUCUUUGGGAAAGUUUUCUUUCCUUUUUGCUUCCCAGCAUUUCUGAGCUUUUGGGAAUGCAAACUCUGAUAUAAAUACUGGCAAUAAACCCUUGCUGAGAAAAUCUACCUGCUGGAGAAAAAAUCUGCUCAUUUUAUCCAAGUGGAAUGCCUAGACACUCCAGUUAGACUUUAUCCUUGCUCAUAUACAACAAAAUUCUCUAUUUGCAUUUUGUGAAUUGCAUUUCAUGGCACACAUGACUCUGAUUCCUAAGGAACCCCCCCUGCAGUGCUUCUGCUGAGCUCAGUGGCCGCUGGAUCAGGCCCUGUGUUUGCUUCAUUUCCCCGUAUUUCUAUCUGCUUCACUAAGUACUUUAUCUAGAGAAGGGUCUGAGUCUUCUUUUUUGCAUACAUGCAUGAUAUUCUAUUGCCUCUUUUAUAAUUUAUAACCAGUAGUUUCCCUGGAGUGCAAAAGCCUUUCAGAAGGACUACACUUGAAGCAGUAAAAGGAAGGAUAACUGCACCAUUGUAGUGCUGCAUCAUAACAUUUAAAUACAUUAUUAUUUCAUAAUCUGUCCUAGAGCUUAAUCAUUGCAGGCAGGGACAGUCUCUCUAUGUCAAAAGGGAUAGAAUCCAGAUUUUCAAAUAAGCAUAUAUUAAAAGAAAAAAAUAAAAUGCUGCUUCCAGUGUCAUUCCAGCUUGCCAAAGGCUCCAUUUCAUUGCAUAAGCCUCUGGAUGUAGAUCUAUUACUGUAUCAUAAAGUGGGUUACUGGACAGGGUAAGGCAAUCCAUCCUCUGAAAUGCAGACUGUUGCUUUGCCAGUUACAUGGUUAAUACUUAUCCACUAUCAUUAUAUUUAUAGUUAUUUUUGCCAAUGUUACAGAUGUGCCAUGUCUUUUUGGAAGACAUUCUCUUGGGUUCUUUUGGAGUCUCAUUCUUCCUCCAUGAAGAUGUGAAUGAGCAGAGCACACAGCACAGCCAAAUGAAUUCAAAAUGAAUAAAAUUGGUAAGAAAAUGGGCAGAUUAAGCCCUGGAUUGCUUACUUAAGUAACUGAAAUAGUUUUGCCUAUGGAAGCCGGUUUCUGCCAGAAAAUAGUGGAAUAAUAAUAGCUUUUAAUUAUUUUUUUUCUGAGCACUCUUGAAGCCUCAUGAAUUAUAAGCAGUCAGAUCUCACAGUCCCGAGACAAAGUCUGUUAAAACUAUGUCCUAGGACAGAGAAAUUCUCAAUUCCAUUCCUGGCACUGUCCCUGACCAUCUGUCGCUUGUCCUCUGCCUUGCUUCAGUUUACCCAUGUGUAAAAAGCACUUAAAAUAAACAAAACCAUGCUUUGAAAAUGACUUCAGUACUACAAGCUAGAAAUUUGGGGGUUGCAACAUGGGAAAAAAUGAUUCAGUGUUUGCCAGUCCACAGAAACCCUGCGAGUCCCCCUGGGGAAGCUAAAUCCGACUGACAGCUCUCUACCCCAUACUUGAGAGGACAUCACGUUGAGCAUCACAUUGCUGCCCACCUGCAGUACACAUGGUGGUUGACUCAUUUAAUUGACUUCCAAUGCAUACUAAGAAUCUGAUCCAACACUGACUGGAAUUAAUAGGAACACUUCUGUUGACUUAAUGAUCUGUGGGUCAGUCUCCAUGUGUGUGCAGAGAUCUCUGCCUUGAGAUCCCCAGUGUUCCCAUGAACAAUGUUUUAGGGAAAGGCUUUGUUUGACUAACAUAUAGACCCUUUUCUGUGCAGCGAGCCUGCAGGAACUGUGCAUGCAGUGAAUGUCUCUGCCUGUACAGUAACACUAUUCACUGAUGUUGCUCUUUAUUCAGAAGCAAAUACAGCACUACAGUCAUUAUUGCUCACAGACCCUUUCACAUGUGGCAUUAUUUGAGUCUUGAUGUGGACAACUGAUGACAAGCUAUGGAGGAAAGCUUUGCAGUUAGAUAUAAGAUAGGAGGCAUGGCUUGAUAGAGGUAUUGACAAGCCAGUAAUGAAAUGGAGCACUACAAUUACAUGUGCUAGUGGGGACCUGGGGAUGAAAGUGUGCCACAGCCAGCAGAGAGAGAGAGUAGCAGGUAGAAAACAAGAGGGUUGGUGGAACCGGGGGAGAAGGAGGAGGAGAUGGAAGAACAAGAAGGACAGGAUGGAGAUAAGCAGUGUGGGUAGCUGUGAUGGUGGGAUUGGGAGAAACUACUUUGUUUGGUGUUUGUAUCAGGAGUUGCAAGGUAAGGUCUGCAUCCCUGGCUCCAAUUUGCUGAUGCUGACACAAAAUAUAAUUAAAUAUAGAUAAGUCCCUAGAGUACUGAAUCGGUGGAAGGAAAUAAACAGGUUGGGCUAUAAAUUAACUGGAACUCAAAGAUAUAUACAUAAAAGUUACCUAUUAUGUGAUCUGAAAAGUAGAAAAACUGACAUGGGAAGUUUAAGAAUGGUGUUUCUGUAAAAUUAAAGUUUCCGUUAGCGACUGAUGAGUAUUCUCAUGGAAUCUAAACUCCAGAACUAUUUGAACUAUUCAUGGUCAGUGCAAUGACUUUGUGUCAGUUUACAGGCAGCUGAAACAAUACUUAAGAGCUGAAGAAAUACUCUGGUGGGUCUGUUCCUACCUUACAGUGGAAGAUAAAAUCCAUCCUUGAAUGUGAACACCAAAGAUCUAAACAUUACACCUGCACGAAAAAUGAACAAGGGAAAAGAGCACAAAAUAUGCUGAAUAUCAAAGUUACUGACACAAGCUAAAAGAUGGACUUUAUGAUUGCUAACUAUUUGAAAGCACUUCCAGGAUUAGAAUCCAUCCAAAAUGAUCAUAGGAUGUAACACAGCGCUGCAUAAUUCAAGGAUUCUUCACAAAAUACAGCCCAGCUUGCUGCAAAUACCCAGGUACUAAGUUCUUCUUUUCUUUAUUUACUCCACCGAAUAUCGUUGAGAGAUAAAAUGUCCAUACGAGCGUGGCAAUAAAUGCAUUUUAUGCAGCAGUACGAGAAACAGGCAACGUUCUUGCAGUCCCCACCUGGGAGAGAGGUUGCCACAAUCCUCAGGCAGUGCUCUGUUGAUCAAACAAGAGUCAGACUCAGCACACAAAAAUCAAACCUGGCAGCACAAAGCUGUGUCUGCGUGUACAGGCUCGUACAGGGGUGCCUCUGCCUGGGUCGUGUCAGCCACUCCAUUUCCUACACGGCGCGUAGGAGGAGCAGCACUGCUGCUAUAAAAGGUCAUAUUAAUUAAAAAGUAGGGAGAAAAAGUAAUGUUUUGCACUUUUUAAUUUUCGUGUUCUCCUUUCCAGCCAGAUUUUCAGGAGGGAUGAGUUAGAUCUAUACGGUAAGUUUGAACGCACUUAAGCACUCGCAGCACAAAUUCAGAACCGUAUCUGACUUUUUCCCUUUGUAACAAGCCACAUCAAAACCCUCUGAGCCAAAUAUCCCUAACUGAGGGAAGCUUGAACUCCAAGCCAAAAUUGCAUGGUUGGAGCCUGUCCCUAAACAUCACUGCAAAAAUAGCACAUCAGUACAGCGUUUGGAAACAGGAGUGCGGCCCGUCGGAUGCCAGGAAAGCAGCACUCCCGUGUUCCAGCGCAGGCAGAGGCUUUUUGUCGUGCUCAGCACCAUCUUGCCGCGCCGCACUGAUCUGAGCUGCGCGUUCUUCAAAGGUUAUUUUCGUCUCAGGUUCUUUCACGGGCUUUGAUGCAGCAACGCGGUGCGGGUUACAUCAGGCCUGCGGGGAAUCCACAGAACCCGUUCUGUUUUUUCCAGGUACCCCCGCCCCGCCGACGGGCACCGCAGGUGAGCGAGGCUGGGAUGUUUGGGCCACAGAUGGGUUUCUGGUUAAUUUAAAGGCGCCGGAGAAGGAGAAGCUGUGGGACCGAGCGGGGAGGAGAGCUCUGCGCAAACAGCGCGUUGUGUUUCGGGCUGUGCUGGAGGGGUUCCGCUGAUCCGUGGAUCCCCACGGCUCGGGGAAGGAGCCGGUCCUCAGCGGGGGGAGAAAGGAGGGAAGCGCGGACCGCCGGGCCGAGCCGCCCUCCUCCGCGGCGAUCCUGAGGCGACCCGAACCUCCAAGCUCGGCCCCGGCGCCGUGCCCGCCCGAGGGGCGGCGGGCGGCGCUGUGCGGGGAACCAUCCUCCUCCCGCGAUCACGAGCCGGCGCCCGCCUCCCCCCCGCCCCCGUGACGGCCAAGAUGGCGGCGCCAGGAGGCGGCGCGGAGGGGAGGGGGGAUCCCGCCUGAGCCGCCCACACGGCGGGAGGCGGUGGAGGCGAGCCGGGCUCCGCUAGGAUGAGAUAAGGGCGCGGGGACCGAGUGCGUUUCCCCUUCCCCGCGCCCCUUCGCCGCCCGCUGCUCGGCGCCGGGGGCAGGAAGCGCCGGCGGGCCGUUCCCCUGCCCCGGGGAGCGCGGCCCCGUGUGAGCUUCAACAUCUUGUAAUGGAAGAUGGAAGACAAAGGGGCUCGUGUUGCUGACUACUUCGUUGUCGCAGGACUAACAGAUAUUUCUAAGCCACUAGAGGAAGAAAUCCACUUCAAUGAUGCUUGCCAUAAAAUUGCAAAACCAAAAGAACCUAUUACAGAUGUAACAGUGAUUAUUAAAUCCCUAGGAGAGGAAGUUCCUCAGGGAUAUAAAUGCAUAGAUGUUACUCCCUCAGGACUGUCUGCAGAUCUCAAUAAUGGCAGCCUUGUAGGACCGCAGAUCUACCUUUGUUACCGCCGGGGGAGGGAUAAGCCCCCACUUACUGAUUUGGGGGUUUUAUAUGAUGGGAAAGAAAGAGUAAAACAAGGUUGUGAAAUAAUUCAAGCUACUCCCUAUGGCCGGCCUGCUAAUAUUAGUGGCAAUGCCUCGUCACAACGGGUGUUCGUCACUUACCGAAGAGCAGCUGAAAACAUCACACAAAACACACUGGCUGUUACAGACAUAUGUAUAAUCAUACCAAGUAAAGGAGAAACCCCUCCACAUACGUUCUGCAAGGUUGACAAGAAUCUUAAUAAUAGUAUGUGGGGCUCAGCUGUGUAUCUGUGUUACAAAAAGUCUGUGGCAAAAACCAACACCAUAUCAUACAAAGCUGGUUUAAUAUGCAGAUAUCCUGAAGAGGAUUAUGAAUCAUUCCCAUUACCAGAAUCUGUGCCUCUUUUCUGCCUGCCUAUGGGUGCAACAAUUGAAUGUUGGCCAUCUAACAGUAAAUACCCUCUCCCAAUUUUUUCUACAUUUGUACUAACUGGAGCUUCUGCAGAGAAGGUAUAUGGUGCUGCUAUUCAGUUCUAUGAACCGUAUCCUGAAGAGAAUCUUACAGAGAAACAGAAGUCUCAAUUGGGAUUAGCAGCUGCUGUCGAGGGAAAGUCAGACUCGUGCAGAACAGUCCAAACAAACAAGUGCAUUUGUCUGCUCUCUCACUGGCCUUUCUUUGAUGCUUUCAAGAAGUUUCUUACCUUUCUGUAUCGUUACUCAAUUUCUGGUCCGCAUGUCCUGCCUAUUGAGAAACAUAUUUCUCACUUCAUGCAUAAAGUUCCUUUUCCAUCCCCUCAGAGGCCAAGAAUUCUGGUGCAGCUGUCUCCGUAUGACAACCUAAUUCUUAGCCAACCUGUAUCAUCACCCCUUCCACUGAGCGGGGGCAAAUUUUCUACACUACUUCAAAAUUUAGGACCUGAGAAUGCAGUGACCUUGCUUGUAUUUGCUGUGACAGAACAUAAAAUUCUCAUCCAUUCGUUGCGACCUUCUGUCCUUACCAGUGUGACAGAGGCAUUAGUCUCUAUGAUAUUUCCUUUCCACUGGCCUUGCCCAUAUAUUCCUCUCUGUCCGCUGGCACUGGCAGAUGUAUUAAGUGCACCAUGCCCAUUCAUAGUGGGAAUUGAUUCCAGAUACUUUGAUCUCUAUGACCCUCCACCAGAUGUUAGCUGUGUUGACCUAGAUACCAAUACCAUUUCUCAAACUGGAGAUAAGAAAGCUAUUGCAUGGAAGAUCUUGCCGAAGAAACCUUGCAAAAAUCUGAUGAACACUUUAAAUAACUUGUAUCAGCAACUGGCAGUGCAACAAAGGCCAAGAGAAGAUGCGUUAAUGGAGUUAGCAAUGAAUGACUAUGAUUUUAAUUCUGGGAAGAAAUUACAUCUGUUAGAUUUGGAGAUCCAAGAAGCAUUUCUUUGUUUCAUGGCCUCAAUACUGAAGGGUUAUAGGUCUUAUCUGAGGCCAAUAACAGAGGCACCCUCUGAAACAGCCACAGAUGCAAGUUCUCUCUUUGAACUACAAGGUUUCCUCAAAAGUAGAGAUCGCUCACAUCAGAAGUUUUAUACGUUGAUGACCAAAACUCAAAUGUUUAUUCGUUUCAUUGAAGAGUGUUCUUUUGUCAGUGAUAAGGAUGCAAGCCUUGCAUUUUUUGAUGACUGCGUAGAUAAAGUAGAUAUGGACAAAACUGGGGAAACACGGCUUAUAGAGCUGGAUGAGUCAUACAAGAGUGAACAUACAGUUUUCAUAACACCACCUGAGAUCCCUCAUCUGCCAAACGGCGAAGAGCACCCUCUGCAAUACAGCUAUAAUGGGUUUCCAGUGUUAAAACUAGAUUUGUUUGAAAGACCUGAAGGACUUCUCACAAUACCAAAUAACAAACUGUCCUCAAAAGCCAGUAGUCCCAACAGCCCAUCACCGAUGUUCAGAAGAACUAAACAGGAAAUUAAAUCUGCACAUAAAAUUGCCAAGAAGUACUCAUCCAUACCACAGAUGUGGUCCAGGUGUUUGUUACGUCACUGCUAUGGUCUUUGGUUUAUCUGCCUUCCUGCAUACGUGAAAGUGUGCCAUUCAAAAGUCAGGGCCCUGAGAACUGCGUAUGACGUUCUGCAAAAAAUGCAUACGAAAAAAAUAGAUCCACCUGAUGAGGUUUGCUACCGAGUUCUCAUGCAGCUGUGUGGACAGUACGGUCAGCCAGUGCUAGCAGUGAGAGUGCUUUUUGAAAUGCAGAAGGCUGGUGUUGACCCUAAUGCCAUUACUUAUGGCUAUUACAACAAGGCUGUUUUAGAGAGCACGUGGCCUUCAAGCAAUCGAGGUGGCUAUUUCCUAUGGAUGAAGAUAAGAAACGUUGUUUUAGGAAUAGCACAGUUCAAAAGAGCAUUGAAAAAACUGCCGGCAAGUUCAUCACAUACAGCUCUUCCUGGAGGACUUUCAGACUUGGGCAGCAACACAUCAUUCAAAGAUGAAAUCAGGCAAGGAAAAACUUGUCUUCAAGAUAUACAAGAACAAAAAGAGGACAAAAGAGAGAGUGAUUCCAGUUCUUUGUCUGAAGUGGAAAGUGCAAAAGGGAGUGGUGACUGCCUACCUAAACUCAAUUAUCUUAACUCUAAUAAUGACAAAGCCACUUCUAGCAUAGUGCGGCUCAAUGGUACCAUUGACAACACAGUGGCAGAAGCUAGCACUGAGAGCUCUGUAGGAUUGCUAUUUACAUCAUCUUUUGAAGAUGCCAAUGAAGCAGAAGUUAUAAAAAGUAAAUCCCUAAGAAAGAGACAUAAAAGUGCAGCAGAACCUGACGUAAGGGAGAUUCCAUGGGAGCGCAGGAACCGUAACCUGAGCGGAGAUGGCUUGGUGGGACUCAUCAAUAGAAUAAAUCAGGAAGCAAACCCUGGAGAAAUGGUUGAAAAACUAGGAGCUGAUGCCAAAAUCCUAUCCAGUGCGUUACAGAAAAGCAUAAGGCCAAAAACUCUUAAUAUCAGAACUUCUUCUUUAGGAUCUAAGAGAGAAAGUCUGGAGAAAGAAUCUAGUGAUGAAGAUGCAGCUUUUGACUGCAGUUUUACAGAUAAAACAGAGUCUCCAGUUAUCUUUGAUCUGGAGGACUUGGAUGCUGAGCCUGAAACAUCUACAACAGUGAAGACUUCCAAUGAAAAAUCUAGAAGACUGCAAAGAAAGAGCAGCUUUCCAGUAAAGCCAGUUGAAAAGACGGAUGUUGAAACAGGAUUUGAUCCACUGUCCCUGCUUGUUGCUGAGACAGAACAGCAGAAAGAAGAUGAAGAAGAGGAUGAUGAUAGAAGUGCUUCAACUCCAUCUGCACGGCGAGAUUUAGCUGAAGAAAUAGUCAUGUAUAUGAACAACAUGAGCAGCCCUGUGUCAAGUCGUGCCCCAAGCAUUGAGUUGCAAAAACCCUUUGAUGACAGAAAUGUUAAUAAAAAGAGCCCAACAAUAAUCCAAGCUUGUAGGAGGUCCAGCCUUCCCCCAAACUCACCAAGGCCAUCAAGUCUUAUCAAAUCCAAGAGUUAUCACUCAAAAGCUGAAGAAAGAUCAAGAGACAGGCUUUGGUCCUCUCCAGCUUAUUCCCCACACAGUCCAGCAAAGGAGCAGGAGGCAACUGGUGCACUUCCACUUGUGUCUUCCCCAUCCUUCAACUUGGAUACACUGUUAACACCAAAGUUUGAUGUUCUAAAAAGUAGCAUGUUUUCUGCUGGAAAGGGGGUUGCAGAGAAGGCUAGCAAGUGGUACUCGAAAUUUGCAAUGUACGCUGCAUCCUCAAAGGACCAAAAUUCAGACCGAGCAAGUGUUUCAUCACUCGGAGCUCUGGACUCAGAAUCUACUUCAUUAACUGAUGAGGAUGUCUGCAAUGACUUCGAAAGCGCUUCUCCUCAGGAGAACACUACAUCAGAAAUAAAGGGAAUUGGCCUCAGCAGGACAAGCCUGGAAAGCUCAGCUUCCCAUGAUGGCUCAUCAAAGCAAUUUGACCAGUGUGGCUCUCUUUCCAAGUUUCCUUUACCUGACAAAUCUGAGUUGAUAUCUUCUUGUAGCACCAGCAGUACCAGUGUGUUUCAGAACUACGCUAUGGAGGUCCUUAUCUCAAGCUGUUCACGAUGUCGAACUUGUGACUGUUUGGUUCAUGAUGAGGAAAUCAUGGCGGGUUGGACAGCAGAUGAUUCAAAUCUCAAUACCACGUGUCCUUUCUGUGGCAAUUUAUUUCUGCCUUUUUUAAGCAUAGAAAUCAGAGACCUUCGACGACCUGGACGCUAUUUUCUGAAGUCCAGUCCAUCUACAGAAAACAUACAGUUUCCAUCUCUUCAUUCAAAUCCAAGUGGGAAGUCCUGUAAUACUGCAGCUACUGCUGGUCUAACUACAUCUCUAAUGUCUGUUCAAGGGGAUAUACAUUCAGAUAGUAAUUCUAAGCAGAGUGACAAUACUUGUGCCAGAAGUAUCCAGAUCCCCUCAGGAAGAAGACAAAAUACUUCUGGGUCAGAAUGUACAAGUCACCCUGUAGCAAGGAGUAUCAGUACUUUUGGUCCAUUGGAAGAAGAUGAGAAGGAAAACCAGAAGAUCAACCAUAUCAUUCCUACUGGUAGCCUGCCUGCUACUUUGCAAGGACCAACAGAUCCCUUGGGCCUAGACUGGCGCUUACCUAGUCCUGAUCCUAUAACUGUUCCUUACCUCAGUCCUCUAGUAGUAUGGAAGGAGCUUGAGAGCUUACUUGAAAAUGAAGGAGAUCAUGCAAUAACAGUGGCAGACUUUGUAGAUCAUCAUCCAAUUGUAUUCUGGAAUUUGGUAUGGUACUUCAGGCGCUUGGACUUGCCUAGCAACUUACCAGGAUUAAUACUGUCUUCUGAGCACUGUAAUAAAAAUUCAAAGAUUCCCCGAAACUGUAUGUCAGAGGACAGUAAAUAUGUUCUUAUUCAGAUGCUGUGGGAUAACAUGAAAUUGCAUCAGGAUCCAAGGCAGCCUCUGUAUAUUCUGUGGAAUGCUCAGAGUCAAAAUCGCACUCUUUUGUUUGAGACCCAGAAGUAUCCAAUGGUCCAUUUGUUGCAAAAAGAUGAUGACUCUUUUAAUCAGGAACUCUUGAGAAGUAUGGUGAAGAGUAUUAAGAUGAAUGAUGUGUACGGACCAAUGAGCCAAAUAUUGGAAAGACUGAACAAAUGGCCACAUAUUAAAAGACAGAGGAGCCUGUAUAGAGAAAUACUGUUUCUUUCUCUUGUUGCCCUGGGAAGAGAUAACAUAGAUAUAGAUGCUUUUGACAGAGAGUAUAAAAUGGCCUAUGAUCGUCUGACAGCUAAUCAAGUGAAGAAUACACAUAAUUGUGAUAGACCACCAAGUACUGGAGUGAUGGAAUGCAGAAAGAUCUUUGGAGAACCAUAUCUUUAAAUAUACCUAGAUGAAAAGCUAUGACGUAUGCCUGUGUAAAAUAACCACUUCAGUCAAAAGGAACUUCUCAGUCUUCAGUGUUUGAGAAUGUAUGUACGAAUGUACCACAGCAGAAGGCCUUGGAAAAGUGGGGCCUAUCUACAAUUGUGGCAAUGGACAGAGUGAGAAACGGGCCAAAUAUUGUUUCCUUGUCCCUAGCCUUUAUGCAAAUCAGUGUAUAGAAAGGAAGAUUCUAAACAAAAUCAAUUUUCUAACUUAGGACAACAUAUUACAUUUCCCUUGUUAAAAUAUAUAUAUAAAACAGGUGGGCAGAAACAAUGCACUAAAACUAACGUGAGCGAAGUAAAUUCUUCAGAAUCUAUUGUUUACAUAGAAUAUUCAUGAUGUUAUGAAGAGCAUACAAAGUUGUAUUAUACAUAUUUUAAAUUGUUUAUAGUAAGUUGAUAUUUUUUUAUUUUUUUUUAAAUUACUGGAGUGAAUUUUAAAUGGACUUGCUGCAUAAGCAAUACACUGCUUAUUUGUUUUGCAGGACACUGCUAUUUAUAGUAACUUGUCCAGUUACUUUUGAAGAGUGAUUUGUUUUUAAAGCAGAGUAGAAAACGUAAACCUUCACCUAGACAGUAUGCUAGAUACAGGAUUUCUCUCAUGCACAUAUAGAAAACGUAUUACCACAGCAGUCAGCAGGAAGGUAUGGUGAAAAGCUCCACUAACACUGAUAUAUCUGAUAUAUAUAUCUGUAAAACGCUCUGUAGGAAUCCCUUCCUCUCCUGUUUCCCUCACUCCCUGCUCCAUAGAGAGAGUCUAUAGCAUAUUGAGGAGUCCAACAGGUGAUUUUAUGGCAUCAGUGCAUCUCAGCAGUUGACGUUUGCUACGUGACCUCGUUACAGAUGUUAUAAAAAACAAAUGACAGCAUUCAAGUUCUUCAUAAAAAUGCAGUGAUCAGUAUCUUGGUGGAUGUGUUUGAAACACACACUAAGUCUGGUGAGCACGUAAUGCUAAUCCAAAGCUUUUAACUUUUCUAAAGUAGGUAAAACAACCUUGCUACGGGGAAAAUGUGGGGAGUGUAACUUAUCGAGGCUUAUUGUGAAUAGUAAAAUGUAAUUUGAAUGUCUUGUCCUUGUUUCACAGCAAAACAGCUGCUGCUUUUCUCUAUGAAGAACAACACUCUGUCAGUCCUUGUGGUGGAGUCAUGACUUUUGAAGUACAUUUUUUUAUUUAAGAAUGGUCAAAAAGCAUUUUACUUUUAGUCACAUAGCAGCUCCGCACUAGGAAGCGGAUAUUGAAAAUAUCAGAAGUCUUAUAUGGAGGUGGGAAAAGAGCCAUUCAAUUUCUAUAAAAUGCCCUAAACAAAUUAAGCAAAGCUUUAACAAACACCUUGUUUUCUUUAAUCUUCAUGGUUCCCCGAUUCUUAUUGGUUGUUGCCUUUGUAAUGCUUCUUAAAUAUUCACUUGUUCCAGUAGAUUAUAGGAUUUGUGUGUCUGCUUACCAGCAGGAAUUUUUUAAAAAAUCUCUUUAGUUUGCAAGUGUAGUAAAGCAGCAAUAUUAGGUAACUAGAAAGGAGAUGAACUUUAAAGUUCACAUUUACUUUACUAAAUUAAAUAGUGAGCCUCUUAGAGGCUUAAAUGAGAAGUAGUGCUACUGUACUGCUCUCUGUAACCUCUUCCCAGUCCACUGUAAAACAGUUAAACGAUGCUGUCCUAAGGAUAAAGGAUUUAAAGUUUUUUAGAGCUGCAGGUAUAUGCUGAUGCUAAUUGCAAGAGGCAUCUUUAUGUAAAUGCAGUCUUGCUGGAUACAACUGUCACGGGGUAAUUCCUCUUCUCUAUUCUGCUGCUAACUAUGUAGCUGAGGUUUUUGGGUUUUGAAGUUUCCCUCACCCUGACGUGGAGCUAGCGAUGUUACACUUAGCAACAUUUUUCAUGUUUAAUUUAUUUUAACAGUUUGUGAAGCUCUCAUUCAUGCUGUCCCACUUGUAAAAUAUUCCUCAUGCAUGAGCCACUGCUACUUUUUCACCCAAGUACACUGUAAACUCUGUCAGUGUAGGGUGAACAUGUACCCGCUUCAUUCUUAACUAUUGUGAAAAAUACCAGAUUAUUUUAUAACAUAUUCAUCGUAAGUACCUGUUAGUGUGCAUGUAUGCUCUGCUCUGUACAGUAUCUACACCGUAUUUACCAAGUAAAAGUAGUGUAUAUAGAUUCAUACAUAUUUGUGAUGUGUACAGUGUAGUGUUCCAAGCUCUUUGCAGUUCUGUUUCCCACAUCAUUCACCACUUGGGGCAGCCAGUGUUUUAUAGGACCUUCAAGCCAUGAAGGAAGGCAAGUGCUUUUUCCAGAGCUACUGUUUUGUGUUAGAGGUACUGAGCUAUGAAGCAAGCUUCACACUUUCUAUUUCAGUCUGGCAGGAGCAGCUGAGCCUUGUCUCUAACAGCCUCUCGUGUAACAGGACGUUACGCUGCAACUGCGUGCGCCUGCACAGGGAUAGAUUCAACACUUGUAAUUUGGCCCCCAUCCUCCGUUCUAGUCCCAGCUUAGUUGUAAGUAUUUCCAACAGUCUUUAACAUUUAUAAAGCCAACCAGUUUGCCACUUCAUUCAGAUGUCAGCAGUCCUGUCAGUAUUAUCAGAAGAGUCUGUACUGUAUCAUGAAAAGGAUUCGUAUAUGCAUCAUUAAAACAAUCUUGCAUCCUCAGAGUGGCACUCCCAAAGCAUUGCUUUAUUUGGGUGCGCUUUUAAAUUAGCGUAUCAUGUAGUAUUCCAUCAAGUGAAAUCAUAUACUGAGUGAAUUGCUUUAUAAAGUCUGUUGCAAGUCAGUCCACUGUAGAAACAUUAUCGGAAGAUGUAAUUGGAGUACACUCUAAGUGGGAAGUUAUCCUCAUUCAUAUCAUAAUGAUGUUCAAAAUGUAGGCCAUGGGUGAUAAUUUUUAGGCCUCAUGUAGUUCAAUGUUGAAACAGUUUACAAAUCUCACUGUCCUUUAUUAGAAAAGCAAUUUGAGUAUAUUUUCCAAUACAGCAAAGAUGGAUAAAUAUUUGAGACAUAUUUUCAAUUUAAGAUUUUGUAUGAACUGAAUUUUCUCCUUUUGUGUAGAAAAUAAUGCUUCUGUCAGAACCUUAAACAAAGGUUUUACAUUUGCAGUGCAAUAUAUAUUUUGCUUUACUUAUGGUUCUACUGGAAAAAGUAUUCGAGAUGAAAUAGUGAAAUAUGAAUAGAAAUGGUGCUGUUCCUCUGACACUGCUAGUUCCCAUUUUGAGGCAGUUUGCUGUUGGCACACUUACAGCCUGAUGGAUUAGACUUCCACUGACCAGUUAAGCAAUUUAUACCCCGAGGAAGAGGUGAUUCCUGCAUAUGAAAUCAUAUGCAAACUGGGAGAUGCAAGUAGUAAUAAUAGAGAAGGGGAUUUCUGGAUAGUAUCUCACUGCAAUUUGAAAAUGGUACUUUGUUAGUCUGCAAGCAGCACUUUUAAAUGAAUGGUUGUAGAUUUGUAAAUAUGUAAUGUUUAAUUUUUAUUUACCAAAAAUACAGUAUGUUGUAUGUUUGCUUUGGUUUGUAGUUCCUUUGAAAUAUGCAAGUCAGUGUUCACAACGUCAAUUUUUUUGUCUCAUCCAAAAGAGUUUUACAGUGAGUCAAUAAAAAUCUUAAAAUCUU
This is a messenger RNA of Phasianus colchicus (ring-necked pheasant), 26867 nucleotides long. RefSeq names its product DENN domain containing 4A (gene DENND4A). The record is from RefSeq and is a predicted model, not a curated record. Gene Ontology annotation, molecular function: protein binding. Gene Ontology annotation, cellular component: cytoplasmic vesicle. Gene Ontology annotation, biological process: regulation of Rab protein signal transduction. NCBI's taxonomy places the organism in Eukaryota, Metazoa, Chordata, Aves, Galliformes, Phasianidae.